UUUCCCUUCCCCUUUUCCCCCCCUCCACGUUGGGGGGCAGAAGCAGAACUGAAACCGCCCCGCCGCCCCCCGCGGGCGCUGGGCUCCCCCGUUGGGCGACUGCUGGUGCCAGCCCCACGCGUGACAAGGCCGCCGCCCUUCGCCGGCCUCCUCCCGCGGCACCCACCAGGCCUUUGCGCCGGCCCGCGCGAGUGGUGACUCAGCCCCAAGCCCUCCCUGAAACCUCAGCUCGGGCCCCAUUGGCUGCUGGGGCCACCCGGAGCCGGUGGCAGACAGUUGUCACCGCCGGUGCUCGGCGCGUCCUGGGCGUCGCCAUGCUGGUGCCUCUCCUCCUCUUCCUCGCCGGCGCUCGGCUGCUGGCUGCCGCCUUCCCCCCUCUGCCCAGGUCCUACACGCUGCGGCUCCUGCAGACGUCCACCUUCCAAGAUGGCGGUGUGGACACGGAGGGGCUGGGGCUGCUGGACGACAUCGAGCUGGGCGUCCUGGAGCACCGCACUUGGGCCAUCCGCUUCCUGCAGCCCUGGGUGCGGCCGGCGCUGCCGCGGGGCGACUGGGACGCCAUCGAGGACAUGGUCCGCAUCUACCUCAACAAGUUCCACCACCUGGUCUGGGCGGGCGCUGUGGAGAAGGGCGUACCGUUCCCCUUCGUGGCCCAGUGCACCGCUGGCUGCGAACUCUUCCCCAACGGGAGCUCCAAGGCAUUCGCCUACGUUGCCUACGACGGCCGCGACUUCCUCAGCUAUGACAUGGGCAGCGGCACCUGGCUGCUGCGGCAGGACACGGAUCUGGCCAGGUACGUGCGGGAGACGCUGAGGAACUACACGGCCUUCACGGAGCUCGUGGAGGUGCUCUUCAACAGCACCUGCGUGGAUGAUGUGGACAUCAUCCUGCACUAUGCAAAGGAGGCUCUGGAAAGGCAAGUGAAGCCGGUGGCUGUGGUCUUUGCCAAGGUGCCCAACCCUGCGCGCCUGCUGCUCGUCUGCCGCGUCACCGGCUUCUACCCGCGGCCCGUGAGCGUCGCCUGGCUGCGGGAUGGGCAGGAGGUGCCGCCGGGCCCGGAGCUCAGCGCCACGCCACCGCUGCCCAACGCCGACCUCACCUACCAGCUCCGCAGUAUCCUGGCCGUGGCCCCCCGUGACGGGCACCGCUACGCCUGCCGUGUGCAGCACAGCAGCCUGGGCGGCCGCAGCCUGCUGGUGCCCUGGGGGAAUUCAGGUGUCAUCCUGCCCGCAGGGCUCGCGGCUGCCACUGUCGUGCUGGUGGCCGCCACGGCCACCGCCGUGGUGGUUUGGAUGCGGAGACGCAGAAAAUACCAGGAGAUGGACGAUUCGGAGCGCAGCAGCUCCGUUCGGAGCCACUAGCCUUGAGCCCAGGAAGGGGGAAAUGAUCCGUCCGCUUCCGCCACCUGGGCCAGGAUCUGGGCCCCUCUCUGUCGCCGGCGCCUCUGGGCUCCCGUGCCGCUUCCCAGUGACGGCUCCUCCCGCUUUCGGUAGAGCAAACUGUUUUAUUAGUGGAAGAAGCUCAUUUAUAACUGCAUUUAUUCACGAUACCCCGGAGAAGCUUGUACUAAACCCGAGCCGCAACUGCGUGCACUAACGGCUGCCCGAACCGCUGGCGCUGCUCAUAGCUGCCCGAGUGAUUAAAACGGGAUUAAACGAUUAGCGUUUCGCAAC
Molecule: messenger RNA, 1673 nt
Organism: Dromaius novaehollandiae (emu)
Lineage: Eukaryota; Metazoa; Chordata; Aves; Casuariiformes; Dromaiidae
Product: T-cell surface glycoprotein CD1b-3-like
Exons: 6
Coding region: 315-1361 (348 amino acids)
Biological process (GO): immune response; antigen processing and presentation, endogenous lipid antigen via MHC class Ib; antigen processing and presentation, exogenous lipid antigen via MHC class Ib
Cellular component (GO): external side of plasma membrane
Molecular function (GO): lipopeptide binding; exogenous lipid antigen binding; endogenous lipid antigen binding
Source: RefSeq, a predicted model, not a curated record